AUGUUGAAUCUAUGUGAGUUUGAGCUGCAAAGGAUAAAAGAAAGUGAAACCAUAAAGGAGUACUCUGACAGACUUCUUAAUUUAGCAAAUCGCAUCAGAUUGUUGGAUUCCACUUUCAAUGAUACAACGAUCAUUGAGAAAAUCCUAGUAACGACACCUGAAAGAUUUGAGGCUACCAUAACAACCUUAGAAAAUAUUAAGGACUUGUCCAAGAUCACACUUGUAGAGCUCUUAAGUUCUUUUCAAUCACAAGAGCACCGGCAUGUUAUGAGACAAGAAGGAGCUGUCGAAGGUGCCUUAUCGGACAAGCAUCACGAUGAUGGAUGUUCUAAUAAGAAGAAAAAGAAUAAAAAGUACCAACCAACUUAA
Molecule: messenger RNA, 369 nt
Organism: Capsicum annuum
Lineage: Eukaryota; Viridiplantae; Streptophyta; Magnoliopsida; Solanales; Solanaceae
Exons: 1
Coding region: 1-369 (122 amino acids)
Source: RefSeq, a predicted model, not a curated record